GCGCCUCCCAAAACCAGCCAAUCAGAGGCGAGAACACCGACAGAAGCAGCCAAUCAGGGACCAUCACACGGAUCGCAAUCGCCAUAAAGCCGUUGAAGUGGACCACUAAUCCUGGCCUUCGCUCUCCUCCCUUACUAUAAAAGACCGAACAUUCCCUCCUUUCUUCUUUUUAUCGUCUCCGGCUUCCUUGUUUCUUCGAAAGAGCAAAACCCUAACUUCGAGAUCUUCUUCCAGGCCUCUGAAUCGAAAUGGCUCGUACGAAGCAAACCGCUCGCAAGUCAACCGGAGGAAAGGCUCCGAGGAAGCAGCUCGCCACCAAGGCUGCGAGGAAGUCGGCGCCUACGACCGGCGGAGUCAAGAAGCCUCACCGUUAUCGUCCCGGAACUGUUGCCCUUCGUGAAAUUAGGAAAUACCAGAAGAGCACAGAGCUCCUGAUUCGCAAGUUGCCUUUCCAGCGCCUGGUGCGUGAAAUUGCUCAAGAUUUCAAGACGGAUCUGAGGUUCCAGAGUCACGCUGUUCUGGCUCUUCAGGAAGCUGCAGAGGCAUAUCUGGUGGGUUUGUUUGAGGAUACGAAUCUGUGCGCUAUCCACGCUAAGAGGGUCACCAUUAUGCCCAAGGACAUUCAGCUUGCUCGUCGAAUCCGCGGUGAACGAGCUUGAAUUAUCUUUCUCCUAGUUUGCCUCUGGGCAAGAUUUCCAUGAUUCUUGAUUAGUUCUAUCAUAGGUUCUGGUUUUGUAUAUAUGCUUUUGCAUACUUCGAAAACUCCCUUUGGUAAUUUCUUGCUUUUGUAGGGGACAAACAAUUUGCUUGAAACUUCUUUCGUUUUGUUGGAACACAAAUUUGAUAUUGGUAUGUAGCUUUUAGUUGGCAAA
Malania oleifera is the source of this 872-nucleotide messenger RNA. Its product is annotated as histone H3.3. The record is from RefSeq and is a predicted model, not a curated record. The coding region runs from base 249 to 659 and encodes 136 amino acids. Lineage: Eukaryota; Viridiplantae; Streptophyta; Magnoliopsida; Santalales; Ximeniaceae. The transcript is spliced from 5 exons. Gene Ontology annotation, cellular component: nucleosome. Gene Ontology annotation, molecular function: DNA binding; protein heterodimerization activity; structural constituent of chromatin.